AUGCAUUCGCAAUCUGCUUACGCCCGGGCUGCCAUUGCCCUCUUCGCCGCCGCCGCCCCGCUUGCUUCGGCCCAGCUGACCUCGGACUGCAACCCUAUCGAGAACUCCACGUGCCCUCCCAAUGUUGGCCUGGACCAGUACAGAUUCACCAGUGACUUCACCACCGGCCAGAACGAGAGCUGGGAGGGUGCUGCUUACACCGUCAUCAACUACGGCGAUGAUGGUGCCGAGCUCACCAUCAACAAGGAUACCGAUGCUCCCACCAUGCACACCGAGUUCUACACCAUGUUCGGCUACUUCGAGGUCGAGAUGAAGGCUGCCCCUGGUACCGGUAUCGUUAGCUCCAUCGUCCUGGAGUCGGACGAUCUCGACGAGGUUGAUUGGGAAAUCCUCGGUGGCAACAACACCUCCGUCCAAUCCAACUACUUUGGCAAGGGCAACACCACCAGCUACGACCGUGGUGGUUUCCACGACGUCGAGACGCCGGUUGAUACCUUCCACAAGUACGCCUUUGAGUGGACCAAUGCGUCCAUGAGCUGGCUUAUCGACGGCACCGUCGUCCGUACCCUCAAGUACGAGGACGCUCUGGGUGGCAAGAACUACCCCCAGACCCCCGCCCGCCUCAGCCUCGGUGUCUGGUCCGCUGGAACCAAAAACACCGCCAAAGGAACGGUGGAAUGGGCCGGCGGAUACACGGAUUUCGAUGAGGCUCCCUUCACCAUGUAUGUGCGCAACGUCACCAUCGUCAACUACACCCCGGCCAUGAACUACAACUGGACCGACACCACCGGCUCCUUCGAGAGCAUCGAGGCAAUCAACAAGACUGUCGCUGUCAACUCUAGCUCCGUUGAAGCUGCCGCCAGCGCUUCGAGUUCUGCAGCCGCUGCUGGCUCGACCUCGGGCUCCUCAGCCACCAGCAGCUCUGGCGCUAGCUUCGCGCAGAGUGGCAACUCGGCUGCUACGUCGCUGAUAGGCCAGGGGUGGGUCGCUACCAGCACGAUCAGCCUGGUCAGCUUUGCCAUUGGCUUCUCCCUCCUCUAA
This is a messenger RNA of Diplodia corticola, 1041 nucleotides long. RefSeq names its product glycosidase crf1. Gene Ontology annotation, cellular component: fungal-type cell wall. Gene Ontology annotation, biological process: fungal-type cell wall organization; carbohydrate metabolic process. NCBI's taxonomy places the organism in Eukaryota, Fungi, Ascomycota, Dothideomycetes, Botryosphaeriales, Botryosphaeriaceae. The record is from RefSeq and is a predicted model, not a curated record. The transcript has 3 exons. Gene Ontology annotation, molecular function: glycosyltransferase activity; hydrolase activity, hydrolyzing O-glycosyl compounds. Bases 1 to 1041 code for a protein of 346 amino acids.